AUGGAGUUCUUCAUUACUUGUAUACUAUUCCUUCUCUUUACUUUGGCUCUGGUUAAAGCCUUCCAAAUGAUAGCUAGAGUACUAGGAAACAGAAUAAGUUCAGCGAGGCUUCCACCAGGUCCAGUUGCUUUGCCAGUAGUAGGAAACCUUCUUGACCUUCUUGGUGACAAACCCUUCAAGUGCCUGGCCAAGUUGGCCAACAUUCAUGGUCCUAUAAUGAAUCUAAAACUAGGCCAAGUAACCACUGUAGUCUUUUCUUCUGCAUCCAUGGCCAAGGAAGCCCUCCAAAAGUAUGACCUCGCCUUCGCUGACAGGACUGUUAUCGAAGCUGUCCGAGUCCAUGGACAUGAAAAUACAGGGCUGCCUUGGCUACCAGUUUCGACCGAAUGGAGAAUCCAUCGAAAAAUAUGUCGCUUGUACAUAUUUGCUAGCAAAAGACUUGAUGCUAAUCAAGAACUCAGGCAAAAGAAAGUCCGAGAACUCCUUGCUUUUGUUAAAGAAAAUUGCUUGGCCUGUAAACCAGUAGAUAUUGGACAAGCUGUUUUUAGAACGACGAUUAAUUCAUUGUCCAAUACGAUUUUUUCAGUGGAUUUGGCUGAUUCAAAUUCUGACACUGCACGGGAAUUCAAGGAGAUUACCAAGAAAAUCAUGGAAGAGGCAAGUAAACCCAACUUGGCGGAUUAUUUUCCUCUUCUCAGAAAGUUAGACCCGCAAGGUAUAAGGCGUCGCAUGACUGUUCAUUUGGGGAAGAUACUUGAACUCUUUGAUCAGAUAAUCAACGAACGAUUGAAGCUAAGAGAGAUGAAUAGUUUUAUCUCAAGCAACGAUGUGUUGGAUACACUUCUGGACAUAUGUGAGGAUGGUAGUGAGGAUUUUGAUAGGAGUCAUAUCAAACACUUGUUUCUGGCGCUAUUCGUCGCGGGGACUGAUACAACAUCAAGCACAAUAGAAUCAGCAAUGAAAGAACUACUUUCCAACCCAAAGACUUUAUCAAAGGCACAGGCUGAGUUGGAGCAGACAAUUGGGAGAGGCAACCAACUGCAAGAAUCAGACACGGCUAGACUACCGUACUUGCAGGCAAUCAUCAAAGAAACCUUGCGAUUGCACCCACCUGGUCCGCUAUUGCUCCCUCGCAAAGCUGCUGAAGAUGUAGAGAUAGCAGGCUACAUGGUUCCAAAGGAUGCACUGGUGCUGGUUAAUGCAUGGGCUAUUGGCAGAGACCUUAAUGUAUGGAAGGAGGACCCUAACUCAUUUGUGCCGGAGAGGUUCUUGGGGUCAGAAAUUGAUAUAAGAGGCCAACAUUUUGAACUUAUACCACUUGGUGCUGGACGGCGAAUGUGUCCAGGACUGCCAUUGGCUACACGGCUUCUACAUCUAGUGUUGGGUUCACUCAUCAACUCUUUUGACUGGAAGCUUGAAGAUGGAGUAACCCCGGAGAGUAUGAACAUGGAAAGCCUGCGAGCUAUUGCCAGUCCAAUAUAG
Tripterygium wilfordii is the source of this 1482-nucleotide messenger RNA. RefSeq names its product geraniol 8-hydroxylase-like. Lineage: Eukaryota; Viridiplantae; Streptophyta; Magnoliopsida; Celastrales; Celastraceae. Gene Ontology annotation, molecular function: oxidoreductase activity, acting on paired donors, with incorporation or reduction of molecular oxygen; heme binding; monooxygenase activity. The record is from RefSeq and is a predicted model, not a curated record. The transcript is spliced from 2 exons. Bases 1 to 1482 code for a protein of 493 amino acids.